Messenger RNA from Cebus imitator (Panamanian white-faced capuchin), 6464 nucleotides. Its product is annotated as cyclin-Y-like protein 2. The transcript has 11 exons. Gene Ontology annotation, cellular component: plasma membrane. Bases 4899 to 6062 code for a protein of 387 amino acids. Gene Ontology annotation, biological process: regulation of protein kinase activity; regulation of canonical Wnt signaling pathway. Lineage: Eukaryota; Metazoa; Chordata; Mammalia; Primates; Cebidae. Gene Ontology annotation, molecular function: cyclin-dependent protein serine/threonine kinase activator activity. The record is from RefSeq and is a predicted model, not a curated record.
AAAAAAAAAACAACAAAAAAGAAAAGAUAACUGCAAACUUUUUUUGUGUUUUUCAUAUAUGCUUGCAGAGAGUUGUAAAAUUUUAUUGCGAUUAUUCGUGCUUUAAGCUGAAACUUCUCUAAUCUUUCUUUAGCAAUUGUGGAAUAGCAUGCUAUUUCCUUUCCAUAUUCAAUUGUUUCUUCUGUAUUUAUUACCCUAGCUAUAGGAUUCUGUCUUUUGAACCUCUCCUGCAGUUAGGUAUGGCCAUGUCACUAAGUUUUAAGCCAAUAAUUUGUAAGCAGUGUGCUAUGAGUACCUUCUAAAAAAACUUCCUCCUUUUCUCCCUCAUUUUCAUUACAGUAGUCUGGAGUGAAGAUCCAAUAGCUGGAGAUCGGUAGUCAUCCUACGUAAUGCAGGCAGGGGUGACGGGCAACACGGUCUGUUAACUCCCUUACUGGAAGACAAAUUUCACAAGACUAAGAACCUUUCGUUAGUUCAAGCAAUAUCCCAGUACUUACGCACAGUGUGCAGCAUGUUUGCUAAGGGCUCAGGUAUUAAAUGGGUAUUGAAUGAAUAGAUGUAUUAAUUGGUUUACUCUGGAGUCACAAGUAAACAAGGUCUGAGCUCAUUUCACAGAAUCAAACUCCCGAUUAAUUCAAAUCACACUAAUUUAAUUUGUUUCUCUUUGCUCUUUCAGACUUACCAAUGUCAUGGGCGGAUAGGAGGUUUUCUUAAUUUACUUCAAUAUUGCAUUAAAUCCAAAUGUUUUAAAAUCUGUUUUUAUAACAGUUUUUCCCAGUAAUUUCCUGUUUAGAAAGUUCAAAAUUCUUCCAUUUUUAAAGUCAUGGAUAUAUUUUUGAUUGUGUCUGUUGUUAAGUGCAGGAACUAUUUUGUAACUUUAAAUAGACAUCAUCUCAAGUCUACAAGAAUUAUCCAAAAUGGGAUCUAAAGACCUUUCUAGGUUUUCAGACACUAUUAAUGCAGAUUGUAGCCACUAGGUCCUGAGGAUUGUACUUGACAUUGGUUACUGAAACUGACCUUUCUUGAAUUAUUUUUCCUUACACUGUGGUUUUUCACAUUUCAGCAUAUUGCCUAUUUUUGUCCUCAGACUUCACUGAAAUAUUUUCAAUGGAAUUAAAGAGGAAUCAUCCCUCCCAUGUUUUUGAAAUGACCCUUUGCUUCCUAUAAUAAUGAUUCUUCUGGUCCUUUUCGUAAUUACUUAUGUUAGAGUUUGUAAAUAUUCAUACGUUUUACAAUGGCAUAUAAUUUUCUUCUUAAUUAUUUUUUCGUCUUUCCCUAAAGUUGUUGUUAUUUCUCUUAACUCUUUGUGGGAAAAAUUAAGCCCAUCUUUCACUUUCUGGAUACCCUUAUUUAUAAUUGAACUCUGUUAUUUUUGCUCAAAUUGUGUUUCAAGUUACCCACUUUUAGGGAAGCUAUUAGUGUAUGAAGUUUUUUUUGUUUUUGUUUUUGAAAAGUCUGUUAAUACAAAGGUCAUCAAAAGAUCCCUUCCUAAACCUUUCCUCUGGAGAAAUAUCUCUGGAGUCACAUGGCCCUUUCUCCCUUCUUGCUUUUGUAGGAUUCCAAAGCUAAUCUGUUCCUGAUUGCGAUUGCAUGCAUCUGUGCCUUUUGGGGGCUCUUGUGCAUUCAUUCUUCCUUCUCUUCUAACCUCAAAAAUGUAUUUUCUCUGUUGGCUCUUCCCCUUUAACAUAGAAGUAUACUCAUGCUUUUGCUGAAUCUUGAAAUAAAAGGCUUUCUGUAGCACAUAUCUCCGUUUAACUACUACUACAUCUCUCUUCUCAGCCAAAUACUUGGAAAGAGAAGCACUUAGUUUGUGUCAUUGUUUUCUCACCUCCAGUUCACUGCUUUACCCACUGCCUGACAUGUAGCUCACUCUCACACAUGCACAAGCUCAAUCACUAAGUUGCCAUAGCUGAUUUGUAGCUUUCAUGCCCUCCUAGCAAAAUUUGACUCUGUGCAUUGGGAUGUUACUUACUGAGUAGCUAUUGACCAGGCACUGUGCUAGGUGCUGCUGUUACAGAAAUGAAAUCAGACAUCAUCUCCUUUCUAAUGACUCACAGGAACAGCCGCUCCUGAUUCCUAAGCAGGUCUCUUGACUCCAAGUGCUCACUUUUGCAAGCUUUACUUAAUGUCGUGUAAAUCACUCUAUUCUCCAGGUCUUCUUUCUUUCCAAUUCUCCUUACUAUACACAACUUCUCAAGGCAAUCACUUCCAUGCCCAUGGCUUCAGUUGCAUUCUCUAUUCUCUGAAGACAAUAGAAUUUUAAAUUUAAAAUGUUAGCUUUAUUUUAUGUAAAUUCCUCAUUUGCUAUAACCAUAGAUUCAGAGUUACUCCAUGAAAGUAAUAAAUAAAAAAUGGUGAUAUUCUUAGCAUGUAAAUUUUAGGAAAUUUCCCCAGUUACUCUUAAUGGUCGUAUUUAGUAUUUGUGCUAUUUUUGAAAACAUAUGUUUGGAUGUCACAAACGAACUUAGCCUACAGUGAUUUAUAUUCAAUUUUGACCAGCAAGUUCCAUUUUAAUGUGACACUGAACGUAAAAAACUGCCUUUUCCUCCUUAGCGAUUUCUCUUCCUACAUUCUCUGACAGGAGAAAGGUACAACUCUCUGUACCGGGUCUUCCCCAGCAGAGCCCGUGCAGCCCUGUUUUUCCCUCUACUUCCCUGCUUUCACAUCUCAUGACCGAGUACUUCCUAUUCUGUCUCCCGAGUAAUCACAAAAUUUUUUCUCCACUUUUGUCACUGCCACUGCCUUUAGCAUCAGUCUUCCUUUAGAUAGUCUCUUAAUUGGUCUUGUUGCUUCCUUCAGUCCUUUCUUAUUAUACAGACCACUACACACGCAUCUGACAGAGACUCCUCACCUUUGUAUGGUUCAAUGACUCAGAUUUUCAGAAUAAAAUUAAAACUACCCCAGUGUCAAAUUUGGGGCCAAAUAGAGGUGGGUUUGUAUCUCAGGUUCAUACGCUGUUCAGUAAUAUUGUCUCACAAAACAGAACUUAAGCCUUUGUGUAUCUGCCUACCCUCCUUGAGAUUGGAACUGUUUCACACAUACGGUGUCUGGCAUGUAGAAGGGACUUCAUCAAUGCUGAAUGAACAGGAGGCAUUUUAAAAUUCACAUCAAAAAAAUACAUAUAUAUAUAUAAAAAAUGCCAGUCUAUAAUGUCACUUCCCCUCCAAGCUUGACUUACUUGUACUUUCUGAUACGGUUUGGUCAUGUCCCCACCCAAAUCUUAUCUUGAGUUGUAAUUCUUAUAAUCCCCACAUGUUGUGGGAGGAACCCAGUGGGAGAUAAUUGGAUCAUGGGGGCAGUUUCCCUCAUGCUGUUCUUGUGAUAGUGAGUGAGUUCUCAUGAGAUCUGAUGGUUUUAUAUGUGUUUGACAGUUGCUUCUUCACAUGCCCACACUCUUUGGCCUGCCGCCAUGUAAGAAGUAACUGCUUCCCAUUCUGCUGUGAUUGUAAGUUUCCUUAGGCCUCCACAGCCAUGUGGAAUGUGCGUCAAUUAAACUUCUUUCCUUUAUAAAUUACCCAACCUCAGGUAUUUCUUUAUAGCAGUGUGAAAAUGGAAUAAUACAUUUUCUGAUAAUCACGCUUGAGGAAUUGGGGAAUUCAUAGUACCUGAGAUCAUAUAAUGGCCCCAGCCUGGGCAGUCAUAUGACCUUGGGGAGAUAACUUACCUUCUCCAUCUUAAUGUCUUCUCUAAAACUGGUGAGAUUAUUUCUGAGGGCUAAAUGAGCAUGGCCCACUUGGAACACUAUCAGGCACAUACUGCUUGCUAGGUGUUCAGUAUUCAUUUUUAUUGAGUUAGGACUGUGGUAACCCACUUUACGGCUCUUGAUUUUGUAUAACAAAGUCAUGCUUAGUGCUUUGUUAGUAAAAGAUAGAAAAUCUGAAAGUCCCUGCCAUCAAAGGAAGAAACGGGAAAAAAGGAAGUUGGUAAGUUUCAGCACUUUAGAGCUUGGGGGGACAAGUUAGGUUUCUAUUUUAUGGAGAAGCUGGAGGCAGGAUGGGUUCUAAGGUGUCAUUCAAGACGCACAGCCAUAACUCUUUAGUGAGAGUAGAGCUAGGGCCCCGGGGAUUGCUGUGGUCAAGUCGCAGACAAAAACUACCACUCAUUGGAAGACAGGAGAGGAAUAUUUCAGGUGUAUCUACAUUGAGUCAACAAAAGUUCAACUUGGUUGCUAAUGGGACCCACUCUGCUAACUGCCACUUUGUAUAGAACUCCUAGAGGAAGAUGGCUUCUAGUAAUGAGCCACCCUGUUUUUAGGACUAAAAAGCUCAGGAAGCUGGUGUUGAUGAAUGAAAACCUUAGUUCCACUGGCACUGAAGGAGGGGCCAGGAGAGCAGUGGCAUCAUAAGCCACAGGGUGGGGCAGCGGGGGAGGGGUGGCAGCAAGCCUGGGGCAUUGUGAGGUGUGGGGCAGGGCAUUGUGAGUCACGUGCCUGGGCUUCCACCUGGGCCAGUGGGCUUCAGUCUGUGGGUGACUGCAGAAGGAGGAGCAGCUCCUUUUGUACUCUCGAGAUUCAGGCAGUUGUAUCUCUCAGCGCUUGUUGGGUUUCCAACCUAUUAAAUUAGCCAUCUGUUUUUGACCCUCCCAGACAAGUCAACUCAGGAGAGGCGGCAGGGUGCGGGCCUUGGCCCGAGCCCUGCCUGGGGCCAGGCUGUGGGGUGGCCAGGUUAGCCGUCGGCAAGACCAUCUCUGAAAGUGUGGCAUAGCCUCGGCCUAGGGCAGCAGGAGUGCCUGAACAACACUGUGAGCGGAGGCACAGGUGGCAGCAGACAGUAGAGGCGCCCCAUGGGGAACAAAGUGAGCUGCUGUGUAUACCCCAAAGUCUGCCAAGAGUCGGACCAGGAUGAGGGGUCAGGGUGUCCUCCUGAUUAGCAGCUGAGGACACGACAGCAGCCGAAGACAUGGCAGCAGCCGAGGACACGACAGCAGCUGAGGACACGGCAGCAGAUGAGGACACGACAGCAGAUGAGGACACAACAGCAGAUGAGGACACGGCAGCAGCCGAGGACACGGCAGCAGAUGAGGACACGGCAGCAGCUGAGGACACAACAGCAGAUGAGGACACCACAGCAGCAGCGCCCACGGCUGCUGCUGUAGAACCUGCCGAGUUGACUGUUGAAGCUGGUGAGGUCCGUCCUGUGCACGACAUCUGUGAUGGGGAGAUGCCUGAAGAUAGGGCUUUGGAGUCCAACCCUUCUGAUCAUCCAGAAGCAAAGAAAUCUGAAGCAGAUGAUAUGGCAUUAGAGUCUAACCCUUCUGAAGCAAGGAAAUCCCAAACAGCAAAAGAAAUAGAAGAAAACAGCGGUACAAACCAUAUAGAUACAUAUUAUUUUUCUUCAAAAUUCAACUCAUGCUCGACAAUUUUCCUGGAAGACACCACAGCCAGCUGCCCUCAUUUUAAAAUGACACUAAAAUCUGUGGCCUUGGAGAUAUAUCUUCUUAUCAAGGAAAGAGAUGAAAAUAGAACUUUGGAAAUAUUUGACGAACGUAUAUUCCCAUUUAACCAAGGAGAGGUUGUGGAAGAAUACUUUAAGUAUGAUCCUACACACAAAGUGAUUUUAAGAUUUUUGCGUACCCUGUGCAAAGCCAAAAAGCUAAAUGCUUACUUAACAAUCAUAAGCUUGGUAUACGUAAGAAGACUUCUAGAGUGUGCUGAUAUCAAUAUUUGCCCAACCAACUGGAGGAGGAUUGUCUUUGGGGCCAUUCUUCUUGUCGUCAAGGUUGGGAGCAAUGUGGCUCAGUGCAAUGAGAACUUAUGCAAGCUCUUUGAGAAAAUUACAGUUGACCAUAUGGAUGAGCUGCAAAGGGACUUCUUGGAGCUAAUUAAUUAUGAUUUCAGUGUUUCUCGAAGCAUGUAUACGAGCCACUACUUCUAUCUUCGUGAGUUGGCAUUCAAUCAUGGCCUGAGUUUGCCAUCUUACCUUCUUGACAGAGAAAACGCGUGGGAUCUGAAGGCUUUAUCAAGGAUGGAUCAAGAUGAAGCAUUCUAUACUGCUCACAAGACCGGGUCUUUGAGUGCUGGUGACUUAAUUCGUCUUCAGCGCGCUAAGGCCGUCCUCUCCUGAAGGAAGAAAUGAGGGGUAAUGUAACAUCUGAACCCCUCGCCAAAAAAGACAGGAAAAUACCACCUCUCCUGCUAAAUAACUAGAAAAAUUUGUAUUUUCAAAAGAAGAAAUACCUCAAUUCAAGUUAACUCAAGGGCAACUAAGAUUGCACUUUAUAGUAAAGAAUGGGACCUUGUCAGGGCAACAGCACAGUCUUACACUCUUGUGUCCCUUUGAAUGUAAACAGAGUUAUAGAAACCACUCCAAUGUGAAGGCUCCUUCUGCCCACUCACAGAUACUUGCAUAGUGUGUUGGCUGACAGCUGUGAACUGUGUCAGGCUUUUUUUGUUUUGUUUUCAGAUGAGUCUCUGUUGCCAGGCUAGCGGGCAGUGGUGUGAUCUCGGCUCAAUGCAAUUUCCACCU